AUGGAGGACUUGGAGAGGUUGAAGAAGCUACGCACUGCUUGUCGGGGAACUGUGACACGCACCAUUUCGGACCUCACAGCUCUUUUGGCUACGACUCCUUUGCUCCACGAUCAGCUCACAUCAAAGCUGACAUUCCUAGAAUCUAAAGGAGCGACCUUGGCACAGCUGGAUGGCCGAAUACAGGGUAUCAUCGAGGAAAACCUUUUAGAAGACGAAUGCACAGCCUGCGAUCGAUAUCUUGAAUCUAUCACGACUAUCACGGUACAGGUCCGCAGGGCGUUGUCGACAACUGCAGGUCCAGUUUCAAACAACCACCGCGACGGUCAUCAGGCUUCACCGCAACAUGGGCACGGUGCUAGUGAUGGAGUCAGUUUGCCCAAGCUUCAUAUCGACACUUUCAAUGUCAACAAGCUUAAAUAUCUCGUGUCGCUUGUGUCUGGAUCUGCUGCUACGGCCAUCGAAGGUUUGACCAUCACUGAUCAAAAUUAUGUCACUGCUGUUGACAUCCUAAAGGCACGCUUCGGCAAGGACGAGCUUCUUAUCAACGAUCAUCUGGACUCAUUAUUCGAUCUUAAGCCCGUUACGGACUUUCAGGAUGUCCGAGGGUUACGAGACUUACAUGGGAGUGUAACUGCUCGGGUUCGAAAUCUGCAAGCUUUAGGCAUUCCGACGAGUCAAUAUGACGUCGCUGUUCGUCGAGCAAUUGUGCGCAAGAUUCCUCAUGAGCUUGAGCUCGAGUACUAUCGUAUGCACGGAAGAGACGCGACCCUCGCUCCUGAAAGCUUGUCAGAUCUUAUGGAUUUUUUGAACAAAGAAAUCGAAUGCCGUGAACGCCUUCGCAGAGACGCAGCAAUAGACAACGUUGGAUCGCGACCGAAAACAGAAGGAGGAAGUGGUGUCAAACGAAAAUCAUCGCUCUCGUUUUCCGCGUCAUCUUUAGCGGCAACUGUUACGCAGCAGAGCUGUGUCCUGUGCAAGUCAAAAGAUCAUCAUGCGCUUGAAAGUUGUACGGCCAUACUCACUCCUGAGGAAAAAAGAAUCAUCCUCCGUCGAGAAGGCAGAUGCUUUCUUUGUGGAAAGAGGUCCCACUUGUCCAAGGAUUGCCGGGUCUGCUGGAGGCUUCGUUGUGGAAAGUGUAACAGACGACACCUUACGCAGUUAUGUCCAGGUCCUUCAGUGCCUGCUCAGAAUCAAACUUCGGUUACAACGGUUGUUGAGGACGUAGUUACCUCAUUUUCUUCAUCAGAAGUUUCGAAGACUCCAAAGUGCUCAGAAGUCCUUCUGCAAACCGCUAAAGUUUGGCUUGUGGGACCACGUGGACGAAAACAGCUCAUCAGGGUGUUGUUUGACGGGGGAAGUCAAAGAAGUUUUAUUCGCGCCGACAUAUCAAAACGCAUGGAAUGUAAAGACGUACGGUCAGAAGAUCUACGAAUUCACACCCUUGGGAAUGUCACAUCCGCUCGAACACAACACCGUUGUGUACAACUUGUAUUGCGAAGCCAGGACGCUUCUCACACACUUGUGAUGGAUGCAAUCGAGUACGACCAGAUUUGCACUGACAGCCUCCCGUCUUUACCCUUCGACAUGUCGAAACAACUGAAAGAUAUGGGCCUUCAGCUAGCUGAUGAACCGUUUUCGGCGCCUGUCGAGAUUUCUCUCCUGAUUGGUUCAGAUUAUUACUGGCAAGUCGUCACUGGACAAACUGUUCGACUUUCGAAACAUCUUGUUGCAGCUGAAACCCUUUUCGGGUGGACCAUCCAAGGAGUCUGUUCGUCCGAUGGCAUGAAGGGACGACACGAUAUUCAAGUUAUGAAGAUUGGCGUGGAAACGGAUGUCGAGGUUGAUACCGACAGGAUAUAUUCGCAACUACAGGCAUUUUGGGACCUCGAGCAUCUAGGCAUCACGGAUCAGUGUUCAACGUCCAGUUCCUACACUGACCCCAUUCUUCAAGAGUUUAGCACUUCAGCAUGCCUACAGAACGGGCGAUAUAUGGUCCGUCUCCCCUGGAACCUGGAGAAGCGUCACAUGCUGGGAGAUAACAAGGUGCUCGCGUCUCGACGGUUGAGUUACACCACCAAGAAGCUGCUACCGGAUCCCAGUCUAAUGGAAGAGUACGACUCUACGAUUCGACAAUAUCUGCUAAAUGGACAUGCGGAGCGCGUACUUGAGACGGAGAACACCGGUGGAGGGCCUAUAUAUUACAUGCCUCAUCAUGCUGUCAUACGAAGAGAUCGGGAGACGACUAAAGUACGCAUUGUAUUCGACGCUUCGUCAAAGUCAUCUGGUGCAAUCUCUUUAAAUGAAGCUCUUCACGCUGGACCCAACUUGAACCCGGAUGUUCUAGACUUGCUGCUUCAGUUCAGGGCAUAUCAAAUAGCUCUUACAGCUGACGUCGAAAAAGCAUUUUUACAGAUCGUACUCGAUCCACAGGAUCGCGAUUCUUUUCGCUUUCUUUGGUACGCCACUGCGCCGAAGGCAGACGAGGCUUUGCCUCCUAUUGAGACUUGGAGAAUGAUGCGGGUACCGUUCGGCGCAAAGUCCAGCCCGUUUUUGUUGGCCGCCACUAUCCGACAUCAUUUGCAAUCUGUAGUUUCACGAUAUCCUCGAACGGCUUCUCUUCUAUCAAGUCACUUUUAUGUGGAUGACCUGGUUGUCGGCGUGGAUUCCGUUGACGAAGGAAAUACGCUCUACCGUGAAUCGCGUGACAUCCUUAUUGAAGCUGGGAUGAAGCUCGUCAAAUGGACCAGCAACGACAGCACCCUGUGGAACUUAUUUCAAGCGGAAGGCACUGCUUCAUCACCCACCACUUCCCUUAAAAAGGUGCUCGGACUUAAUUGGGAUAUCGACUCUGAUGAGAUACAGCUCUCCAUGAAAUCAUUAUCCGAUUUUCUGGAACGUCCGGGUGCCACUAAGCGUUACGUGCUUCAGGCUGUUUCUCGGAUUUUUGAUCCUCUGGGCUACGUGGCGCCGUUCGUCGUUACGGCCAAGAUCUUACUGCAAGGCAUCUGCUUGCUAAGCUUCAGUGGGAUGAUCUCCUUCCUGACAACAUAA
Messenger RNA from Ornithodoros turicata, 3051 nucleotides. RefSeq lists its product as uncharacterized. Gene Ontology annotation, molecular function: nucleic acid binding; zinc ion binding. The transcript has 2 exons. The record is from RefSeq and is a predicted model, not a curated record. NCBI's taxonomy places the organism in Eukaryota, Metazoa, Arthropoda, Arachnida, Ixodida, Argasidae. Bases 1 to 3051 code for a protein of 1016 amino acids.